UCAUGGGAGUCGUGGGAGUAAUGGGAAUGGUAGGAGUCAUAUGAGUGGUGGGAGUCAUAUGAGUGGUGAGAGUCAUGGGGGUGGUGGGAGUCAUGGGAGUGGUGAAAGUCAUGGGAGUGGUGGGAGUCAUGGGAGUGGUGGGAGUCAUGGGAGGGGUGGAAGUCAUGGGAGGGGUGGGAGUCAUGGGCGUGGUGGGAGUCAUGGGAGGGGUGGAUGUCAUGUGAGGGGUGGAAGUCAUGGGAGGGGUGGAAGUCAUGGGAGGGGUGAGAGUCAUGGGAGGGUGGGAGACAUGGGAGGGGUGAGAGUCAUGGGAGGGUGGGAGACAUGGGAGGGGUGA
Messenger RNA from Candidula unifasciata, 337 nucleotides. Lineage: Eukaryota; Metazoa; Mollusca; Gastropoda; Stylommatophora; Geomitridae. The record is from the annotation of a GenBank genome assembly.